AUGGCGUUCUGCUGCUGGCUCGCCACUCAUGGCAAAGAGCAGAGGUGGGGAAAUGUCCAGAAAGGUGGGCGGUACAAGACAGACUGGAAUGACUGCUCUGUACAUUGCCUGGAUGCAGCAGAGGAAAGAGCCUUGCGAUCAGAUCCGUGGGCAGCCCACAUUGAGAAUGACCAAAUUUUGGGUGUGAUGCGUGUGGCGGCGGCCUUCAAAUACAAUGCUCUAGCAAUGCUGAGUCAGUGCCAGCGAAAGCAGUACAACUUCUGGCAGUCUGUUUUCGGCACCGAAUGCUUGCAUGAGAGCUUGUAUUUUUUCAAUGUCGUAGACAUCUGUGCAUUUCAGAAGCCGGUCGAGCUACCUGUGACAGACCAUCGCAAGUUGAAGUGCUUCUUUGGCCAGGUUGAUUUGCACUCCCCCCAAGACCUUGUAGCACAACUCCGGAAGGAUGUGGAAGGAUCCGAGUUGCCAGAAUGGGUGGAUUCGAAUUGUCAUUUGGUUGUGCGGUUGCCAGCUGCCCAUGCUUUUCUUAUCUCCCGGAACCUAUGGAACUCGUUCGGCUUGCCAGAUCCCUCGCCCGAAAACCUUUUCUCGGUAGGAGUGAGGCUGCGGUCUAGGAUGCUGGGGUGGUCACACAUUGAAAACGUGGCAGGGCCUUUCACGGUUGCCCCUCAGGUUCAGGAUUUUCAAGAGCCUCAGUUGUCUGCAGAGCUGGCUGGGCAAAUCGCUCAGACGGUGCGUGUGUUGGCAGCUCGCUUGAACCCGGAGUCGAAUGCAGAGGAUGCUGCUCUGUAUGAGGCUUGUUAUCAAGGAGCCUACACACUUCAGCGUAUCAGAGACGAUUUGGAGUUGUCCAGUUUCAACAAGAAGGUAGUUCAAAGCGCGGGCCGUGUUUGUACAGCUCGUCUUCCGUUUCAAGCCAGCUACAUGUUGCAGUGUAUACUCAUGACAAGCCACUUACGGGACUCCAGUGACCUGAAGGAUGUUCUUCUCAGGGCAAUUGACAUUGUCAUGCCAAAGAGCUUUGCUGAGGCG
Symbiodinium sp. CCMP2592 is the source of this 1029-nucleotide messenger RNA. Lineage: Eukaryota; Dinophyceae; Suessiales; Symbiodiniaceae. The record is from the annotation of a GenBank genome assembly.